AUUGGUGCCCUUUGGCAAUUAUGUUCUCUUCUAGAUAACACACCGCACGACAACGCCCUUAUCCUGUUUGUUAAAAUUCCCCACUCAGUUUCUCCUCUCCUCCCCAUCUCUUUGCCAUGGCCAUGGCUCUGAACCUCCUCUCUCCCUCAACCCACCGCCACCUCCCCUUCUCCUCUGAGAAACCCCCCAGAAGCUCCCCAUUCCCACUGCCCAAUCACAGGGCCCUUUGCUUUCCCCUCUCCCCAAGGAGCGCUUCUUCAAGAAGCUGCGCAAGAGAUGCAGCGCUUUUGGCCCGAGCUGUGAAGCAGGAGGAGGAGCAGGCCCAGCCUGUGGAAUUGGAUGAAACCCAGACGCCCAAAUCGCCUCAAUCCUCCUCCAAGCUCGUUCUCGUCGUCGGCGGCACCGGCGGCGUUGGGCAACUGAUAGUGGCAUCUUUGCUGAGCAGAAAAAUUAAAUCUCGUUUGCUGCUGAGAGAUCCAUCGAAAGCAGUAUCUCUUUUUGGCGAACAAGUUGACGAUAUCCUAGAGGUAAGGAAGGGGGACACAAGAAAUCCUAAUGAUCUGGAUCCAGCUAUUUUCGAGGGAGUCACGCACGUGAUUUGCUGCACUGGAACCACCGCAUUCCCCUCAAAGCGCUGGGAGGGAGACAAUACCCCUGAGCGAGUAGAUUGGGAGGGCAUUCGGAAUCUCGUAAUGGCAUUGCCUCGGACAUUAAGCAGAUUUGUUCUUGUUUCAUCUGUUGGUGUAACAAAAUAUAAUGAACUACCGUGGAGCAUUAUGAACCUUUUUGGUGUUCUUAAAUUCAAGAAGAUGGGAGAGGAUUUUGUUCGCAACUCGGGUAUACCCUACACCAUUAUAAGGGCUGGAAGAUUAACUGAUGGACCCUACACUUCCUAUGAUCUCAAUACUCUGCUUAAAGCAACUGCUGGGGAACGUCGUGCAGUCGUCGUAAGUCAAGGAGACAAACUUGUGGGAGAGGUUAGCAGACUUGUUGUAGCAGAAGCCUGCAUACAAGCUUUGGACAUCGACUUCACUGAAGGGCAAAUAUACGAAAUCAAUUCAGUUAAGGGAGAGGGACCUGGAAGCAACACCGAGAAAUGGAGAGAACUUUUUAGAGCUGCUCAGAUAAGUUAGCUGGUUUGCAGUUCAUCAGAAAGCAUCGACAUUGGCCCAGUUUUUGUACAAUUAUGAUUUAAAAAAUCAGAUUCUAUAAACUAUUUUCAAUUUUUAUGCAGUUAAUAUAGCAAGAUCAGAUAUCAUGUAAUGGUACACUAAUUUUAUUGUGACCACUGUUCAAGUGUAACUAAUUUUUGUUGCCCAUGUACAGAAUCUUUCCUCAAAAUCAAUUCAUGAUUGACACUUGUUGUAGUUGAGA
Ananas comosus (pineapple) is the source of this 1374-nucleotide messenger RNA. RefSeq names its product sanguinarine reductase. The record is from RefSeq and is a predicted model, not a curated record. The transcript has 9 exons. Lineage: Eukaryota; Viridiplantae; Streptophyta; Magnoliopsida; Poales; Bromeliaceae. The coding region runs from base 117 to 1133 and encodes 338 amino acids.